Molecule: messenger RNA, 375 nt
Organism: Suncus etruscus (white-toothed pygmy shrew)
Lineage: Eukaryota; Metazoa; Chordata; Mammalia; Eulipotyphla; Soricidae
Product: small nuclear ribonucleoprotein Sm D3-like
Exons: 1
Coding region: 1-375 (124 amino acids)
Biological process (GO): RNA processing; spliceosomal snRNP assembly
Cellular component (GO): U1 snRNP; SMN-Sm protein complex; U4 snRNP
Molecular function (GO): RNA binding
Source: RefSeq, a predicted model, not a curated record
AUGUCCAUUGGUAUGCUAAUCGAAGUCCUCUGUGAGGCUGAGGCUGAGGGCCACAUCAGGACUUGUGAGACGAAUACUGGAGAAGUAUACCGUGGGAAGCUCAUGGAGGCAGAGGACAACACGAACUGCCAGAUGUCCAACAUUACAGUCACAUGUAGGGAUGGCCACAUGGCACAACUGGAAAAAGUGUACAUUCAUGGCAGCAAGAUCUGCUUUCUGAUUUUGCCUGGCAGGCUGAAAAAUGCACCCAUGUUAAAGAGCAUGAAAAAUAAAAACCAAGGCUCAGGGGCCGGCUGGGGAAAGACUGCUAGUCUGAAGGCCCAAGUGGCUGUAAGAGGAAGAGGACAUGGAAUGGGACAUGGGGACAUCUUCUAG